AUGUUAUUUUUUACCCUAACAUCAGAAAAGCUACGAAGUUCAAUUAAAACAUAUACGUAUUCAAUAAAUUCAUAUAAACAGCAUAGAGAUUUGAAAUUACAAAAAGAAUUUUCAGAUUAUUACCAAGAAACUUCUUUUAAUGAUAUAACAAAAAAUGAAAUUAUAUCAGGAAGUGGAAGUUAUUACAUUCAUAACACAUUAUUUACUUUCCAUUAUAGAAAUCGUGCAGUUUACCUUAAUUCCAACAGCAAAGUAUUAUUAGAAACUUGUACAUUUUAUAAUAACAGCGUCAAAGGAAGAGGUGGAUCAUUCUAUAUCGAGAAUUCAGAGUGUAUCAUAGUUCAUAUUUGUGUUUCAUCAUCAACAGUUAGUUCUCUUUCAGGAAGUGCAUAUUGCAUUGUUUCAAAUGAUAACAAUAGGAGUUAUGCAUUUGAAUGUUCAGUAUCGCAAUGUAGUGGAUAUGAAGCUGCAUUUUAUCAUCAAAAGGGAGAUAUCCAAGUAAGUAAUAUGAAUACAUCUUAUCAUAAUAUUAAAAGAAUUGCGGCAUAUGGAAUCCAAUGGCCAGAUGGAACAGGUAUUAUUAAUUUCACAACAGCAUCAAAUACUUCAUCUUCAGAAGCUCAAGGAAUUUAUCAUGAAGGCACAUUACAUAGUACUUAUUGCAAUUAUUUAAACAAUGAAUGUAGAGAGACCAACAAUGCUAUCUUUUAUUGUAGAAGUAAAUGUAAAUAUUCAAAAUGUUCAUUCAUCGAAAAUAAGGGAACUUAUUUAUUUCGGAGAAAACCAGAAAUUGAAAACUGUUAUUUUGCCGAAAACACUUUUGAACGAAAUGUCCAUUAUGAUGAAUCAUUUACUUUAGAAUCAUUUGAGUCAUUCAAUUCAUCUAUUGUUCAUUAUUCAACAGAUGGAUGUUCUGCAACGUAUACAAGUAAAAUUCAUAAUACAUUAAGCAUUCUAACAUAUAGAAAUUCGAGAUUUAGAAUUCUUAGACGCUAA
Messenger RNA from Trichomonas vaginalis G3, 996 nucleotides. Its product is annotated as pectin lyase-like family. Bases 1 to 996 code for a protein of 331 amino acids. The transcript has a single exon. The record is from RefSeq and is a predicted model, not a curated record. Lineage: Eukaryota; Parabasalia; Trichomonadida; Trichomonadidae.